AAGCUUUUCAUUCACCACAAUCUCCAAGUCCUUAUCAGUGAGUUCUCCCAGUCUGUACACAUGUCUGGGAUUGCCCUGACACAAGUGCAGCCUCAUUAGGUUCACAAAUACAACACUAGAAGCUCAAGGACUUGGUCCUCCAUAAAACCUGGAGGUAGCUCAAACGUCCGUGUGAGUCUCAAAGAAACAAAACCAGGUGGAAAUAAUGACACAAUUCUCCUUGAUGUCUGUAUAAACAUAUGAACGAUAAUGGGUCUGCAUAAAGUUUGUUAAAUGAAUGAAAGGAAGCUGUGGCUUCAGUUUGAAAAAUUAAAUGUAUUGAGGCAUUGAUAUAUUUUUCCUUUUCAUUUGUGAUUUCUGAAGUGCUGCAGAUUCAGACAAAAGGUUCUAUUUUGGCUGAUAGCAGUUGAAAGCUCAAAAUCAAUGACAGCACACAUCAACAUAAGCAGAGAGAAUAUAACAUUCUCUAUUGUACCUGUUAAAGUUUGCAUUUGUUAAAGGUGCUUUUGUUAAAAGAACUAUGCUGUUCUUCUCGAAAGGGAAUUUAAAGAUCAGUUUGUCAGAGAGGUCACUCGAUGUGAAGAAACAACAUUUGCGCAACUCACUUUUAGCUGGUCUUACUUCAAAACAGAAAAUAGAGAUAAGGAAGGAGAACAAACCAUGUCUUAAAAGCAGUUCUUCCUCCUUUACUGACUGAUUGCAGGCUCAGAUUGUAUUUAAAAUUCUCAGGGGAUAUACAGAUUGAGAUGAAAUAUUGGUUUGGUAUAAUGGUAGUAUGGAGAUCAUAGCUAUAAGCUAUUUUUGUAAUGCAUAAAUCAGUGCCUGAGCACCAAACCAUGGAAGUUUAGCAUUCAAUUCAUAAAUUAUCACGGAUAAUAAUUUUUUACUUGACGAUAUAUCUUGACUCAUGCAAGUAACUGUAAGUUAUUUUUUCCACCUGUAACCAUACAGGUUGUGCAUGAUGUGUGACUGCUGAAAACUACCAAGUGUUAGCAAGAAAAAGGAUAUUUCUGUUAUUGGUAAUUCUGUACCCAAUUGAGAAACUGUUCCUUCUCACUACAACCCAGGAUACUGAAUAGUUCCUCUCCCAGAGAGUUUGUUUUUUAACAGGGCAACACAAGAAGAAACUCACAGAACAAGAUGCAGCAGCCAAGAACUGAGAACAGUAGCCUGCAAGUCACCAUGUAAAUACCUUUUUCCUUCAAAAGAAAGAAAAAAACAGAAAAGCAACAACAACAACAAAAAUGAAAGCACUGUAAGAAAGAGUGAGGUACAGGGGCUACGAAGAAGAAUCCUGACUGCACUGGAGCUAGUGAGUAGUUGGUAUGUAGAAGGAAAAGCUUAAAGUUCAAAGUUCUGCUGUGGCUUGUUUCCUAAACUGUUUGCUGUCCCUAUCAGCUAAUUUUCAGUAUUUCUCACUGUGUGCCCAGAUACUCAGCCUGCAGCUGAGAACACUGCCCCUGGAAUCAGGUUCUGCAGAGCAGGUGCCAAUGCUUUCACUCUGGGCUCACAACUUUUUGGUGGCUGAGACAUCUGUCUGCUGGUGUCAGCAGUGGAAGUGAUCCCUGCCGCAGCCCUUGCUGUGCUUGUCUUCAUCCCUGCUCCCCUGGCUGAAGAGCUCUCCAAUCUCCCACGCUGCAUGAUUUUUCUUCCUUUCCCAAAUCAAUGCAGACCAGAGUAUUCUGCACCCAUUUGUUCCAAGUCCAGCAGCAUCUGAGGAAUACCUCAAGUCAGCCUGAUAGGCUUUUAUGUUGUUAUUGUUGUUGCUUUUUGUUUAUGAUGUUUUUGGAGGGAAUGUGUUGGCAGCAGCUCCAGUUGCCUGGAAUUACUCUUACGUGACAAAGAGAUGUUCAGGGUUGAGCUUCACCUCAGUCCAUUGCCUUUAGCCAUGCUCACCAAAGGCUCUCAUGCUACAAUAAGAACUUGCCAAGCAUCCUGUUUAGGUGAACAAGAGCUCAUUUGCCUCAGCCAGACGGCUCAGAAGGAUGUUGUAGUGGCUGCUCAUCUGUUCUGCUGUCCUCAGAUCUCAUUGGUAAUUGCUGUAGUCCUCUGGCCACCACUUACGUCUGCAAUAUCAAUCUUGAAUUAUGUUUUAUCUGUUGCAUUGCCAAUACUGAUCCUAAAUGCGUAAUUGGCUCCUUGACAGUUAGGGAGGUGAUGCUAAUAAAUGGAUAAGUCACUCAAAUCACGUUUGGUUUGGUGUAGCUUGGGGAGCUGAGCCCUCUGCUGCUUGGAUCUUAGCAUUCAUUCCUUCUGCUGUGACCUCACAAACCCCAGCACUGCAGGGGAUGUUGGGUGAGAUGAUCUCGCAGUCCAACCUUAUGGUCCUGACAGCACCGAUUCCCACUUUUCCCGUAUGACAGCAGUGAAAGCAAUUAAGCUUGUGCUGCCUGAGAUCAAGGUGUAUUUGGCUGGCUCCAGCAUAUGUGGCCAACUGGUUCUAAACCUCAGCAGUACCCUUGUGGACCCUGUUGUGAAAGUGGAGCUUGUGGGAAGAGGCUACCUGAGGUGGCAUCAGAAGGGUAAUCCAGAACUGGACUAUGAAAAGACCAUAGCCUGCACCCACAAAUUUGUCUACAUCUCCAAAGAAAAGAAGUUCCACAUAGAAGACAACUUCCUGGAUGCUGGGAUCCACACUUUUGAUUUCCACUUCAGCUUUCCUCCAGGCAUUCCCUCCACAUUCACCAGCAAAGUUGGCUGCAUCUUGUUUCUGCAAGGGAUUUGCUGCAGCCAUAGUACUGUCUUAGCUAAAGUGCGGAGAUAUUUGGUGUUGCAAGGAAUCAGUCGUGACCACAUGGGACAUGCAAUAGACAUGGCUCAGUUGGUGGUAGAAGCUAGGAUCGAUGUUGUUUACUUCUGUUGCUUCACCCAUGGCUCUGUGAACCUUCGGAUGUCCCUGGAGAAAAAAUUUUACCCUGGUGAAACUAUUGUCUUCAUGACAGAUAUCACCAACGGGACAUGCAAUUACAUUAGAAAGGUAGUUUUUGCUGUGCGCUGCAUUGUCAUGUACAAGGGCUUCAGUGACAAUGGAGAACAAUAUUACUUGGAAGAUCAAAAUCUUCAAAUCCAAAGUGACAAGGUUGGAGUGCCAGCCAGGCACAGCCCCCUUUGUACCACCAGAGUCACCAGUGCCCUGGUUCUGCCAAAACCAUUGCCUCUCACAACUACAUUCAAAGAAAAUAACACCAUGGCAUUCAAGUACGAGCUGCUAGGAACCUCUAAACUUCCUUGUGCCACAUCCACCAUCUUGGGCAGGGUGCCCGUCAUCAUAACAUCUGUACCAGAGCAUUUGUGGAGCAGAGCACCAUGACUCUGCAUGAAAAUCAAGGUUAGCCUUUACAGAGACAUUUAUGAGAAUGAUCCAGGAGCAAUUGGAUCCAAGAAAUAAAGGAUUUUUUUUGUUCUUCAAGAUCCC
This is a messenger RNA of Numida meleagris (helmeted guineafowl), 3415 nucleotides long. RefSeq names its product arrestin domain containing 5 (gene ARRDC5). The record is from RefSeq and is a predicted model, not a curated record. Lineage: Eukaryota; Metazoa; Chordata; Aves; Galliformes; Numididae. Gene Ontology annotation, biological process: protein transport. Gene Ontology annotation, cellular component: cytoplasm.